CGGGAUGACGCACGUUUACGCGCAGUGACUCACGGGAAGAAAGGUCAAGAAUCGAUUGGUGCUGAAGAUGAGCAUUAGCCCUGUUAAGAAGAUUAAUAUUUUUAUACCACUAAUCUGUCCGCUAGAGUAAACAGAACUACCCGGUUCUGCCUGGUAAAACCCAGAUGGGCCCAGACAGCGCGGCGCUGUGACUGACUACCUGGUUACCUAACGCCGCUCGCUCUCGGCUUUUAGCUGCAUUGUUAUUGUUUCCUGUCUGCUGCUCUGAAACGGGGACCCGAGGGAUGGUUUUUCAUCGGGUUCGGGAAGAUGGAUGAGAAGUCCACCAGCAGCCACCAGCGGCUCCUCCUCUUCCUGCUCAUGGUGGCGGUUUUCGGCGUUUUUAUGAUCCAGUAUGCCUGUCCCAGCAGCUCCGAGUGCCAAAUGCUCCACCAGCUGGGGGCCUGGUUCACCCUCGGGGGCGGACCUGGCAUCCGAAUCGGUGAGUCGCAGGACGGGCUCCAGAAGGACCCCUACAUCGCAGAAGACGGCGCUUUGGCCCGAUUUGUCCCUCGUUUCAACUUCACCAGCGCCGACCUGAACCGAGAGGUGGACUUCAACAUCAAAGGGGAUGAUGUCAUUGUAUUUCUGCACAUCCAGAAAACGGGGGGCACAACUUUUGGCCGACACCUGGUGCGUAACAUCCAGCUGGAGAGGCCCUGUGAGUGCCACGCAGGCCAGAAGAAGUGCACCUGCCUGCGGCCAGGUAAGAAGGAAACCUGGCUCUUCUCUCGGUUCUCCACCGGAUGGAGCUGCGGGCUUCAUGCGGACUGGACUGAGCUGACCCACUGUGUCCCAUCACGCAUGGACUCCAGAGAGGCCCAGAAAAACCAGCCAAGUAGAAACUAUUACUACAUUACGAUCUUAAGAGAUCCUGUGUCGCGUUACCUCAGCGAGUGGCGUCACGUGCAACGCGGAGCCACUUGGAAAGCCUCCCUUCACGUGUGCGACGGACGUUCACCGACGCUGUCAGAGCUGCCGAGUUGCUACCCUGGAGACGACUGGUCGGGUUGCUCCCUGCAGGAGUUCAUGGACUGCCCCUACAACCUGGCCAACAACCGACAGACCCGCAUGUUGGCAGAUCUCAGUCUGGUGGGUUGCUACAACGUCUCCGCCAUGGGCGAAGACGAACGCUGGGCGGUGCUUCUGGACAGCGCCAAGCGCAACCUGAAGGGGAUGGCCUUCUUUGGCCUGACCGAGUACCAGCGUAAAACGCAGUACCUCUUCGAGAGAACCUUCAACUUACAGUUCAUCGCACCUUUCACGCAGCUGAACGGGACGCGAGCUUCCAGCGUUGAGGUGCCCUCCGAGACGCAGCAAAGGAUUCGCCAGCUAAACCGGUGGGACGUGGAGCUGUAUGAGUACGCCCGUGACCUUUUCCUGCAGCGCUUCCAGGUGGCGAGACAGCAGGAGCGCAGGCAGGCCAGGGAGCGGCGACAACAGGAGAGGAGGCGGCUCCGGGGGAGAUUCUCAGCAAAACAAGGACGGCGGCCGAGGCCGACUGAAACGACGCGCUCGACCGAAGAGCGUCGAGCGGAGGACAGCCUGGAGUCAGAAGUGCUUCUGUCAGACUGGUGGGAUGUAGAUGAGAACAGCACCAUGGAGGACUACAUAGGCAACGUGGAGCAGUGGUAGCAGACGAAUGUCUUUGUAGGAGGCGUACCAAGAUUUGCCUUGUCAGUUUUUGCUAAUUCAGGUUAUUUUCAGGCUUCUUCUCUUAUUCUUUUGUGACAAUGAAAUGUUUUAAAUGUGA
Poecilia latipinna (sailfin molly) is the source of this 1792-nucleotide messenger RNA. RefSeq names its product heparan sulfate 6-O-sulfotransferase 2 (gene hs6st2). Lineage: Eukaryota; Metazoa; Chordata; Actinopteri; Cyprinodontiformes; Poeciliidae. Gene Ontology annotation, cellular component: membrane. The transcript is spliced from 2 exons. The record is from RefSeq and is a predicted model, not a curated record. Gene Ontology annotation, molecular function: heparan sulfate 6-sulfotransferase activity. The coding region runs from base 310 to 1674 and encodes 454 amino acids.